This is a messenger RNA of Peromyscus maniculatus bairdii (prairie deer mouse), 3765 nucleotides long. Lineage: Eukaryota; Metazoa; Chordata; Mammalia; Rodentia; Cricetidae. The record is from RefSeq and is a predicted model, not a curated record.
UACCAAUUUAAACUUUUGUGCCAACAGAUGAAGCAAAAAAUUUAUUGCCAUAUCUUGGACCCAACAAAAUGCGAGAUUGUUUCUGCACUAUAAAUUUGGACCAAGAAGAAGUUUAUCGCACCCAGGUUGUUGAAAAGUCUUUAAGACCAUAUUUCAGUGAAGAAUUUUACUUUGAGAUUCCAAGAACUUUCCAGUAUUUGUCGUUUUAUGUUUAUGAUAAGAAUGUCUUACAAAGAGAUCUUCGUAUAGGAAAAGUAGCCAUCAAAAAAGAAGACUUGUGUAAUCACAGUGGUAAAGAAACUUGGUUUUCACUGCAGCCUAUUGACUCAAAUUCAGAAGUUCAGGGAAAAGUUCACCUUGAAUUAAAACUGAAUGAACUGAUAACAGAGAAUGGGACUGUGUGCCAGCAGCUUGUUGUACACAUCAAGGCAUGCCAUGGAUUGCCUCUCAUAAAUGGACAAAGCUGUGAUCCUUAUGCAACAGUUUCCCUAAUUGGCCCUUCUAGGAAUGACCAAAAGAAGACAAAAGUAAAGAAGAAAACAAGCAAUCCGCAGUUUAAUGAAAUCUUUUAUUUUGAGGUAACCAGAUCCAGUAGUUAUACCAGGAAGUCCCAGUUCCAGGUAGAAGAAGAGGACAUUGAAAAGUUGGAAAUCAGGAUUGAUUUGUGGAAUAAUGAAAACCUAGUCCAAGAUGUUUUCCUGGGUGAAAUUAAGGUUCCUGUGAAUGUGUUAAGAAAUGAUUCCUCUCAUCAAGCCUGGUACUUGCUACAACCAAGAGACAAUGGAAACAAGUCAUCUAAAACUGAUGACCUGGGAUCUCUUCGAUUAACUCUAUAUUAUACAGAAGACUAUGUGCUUCCAUCAGAGUACUAUGAUCCGUUGAAAACUCUGCUGCUAAAAUCACCAGAUGUUCAGCCAGUAUCUGCCUCAGCUGCUUAUAUUUUGGGUGAAAUAUGUCAAGAUCAAAAGGAUGCUGUUUUGCCUCUUGUACGACUAUUGCUGCAUCACAAUAAACUUGUUCCUUUUAUCACUGCGGUGGCUGAACUGGACUUGAAGGAUACACAAGAUGCAAGCACAAUUUUUAGAGGAAAUUCCCUAGCGACCCGGUGUCUGGAUGAGAUGAUGAAAAUAGUGGGAGGACACUACUUGAAAGUCACAUUAAAGCCUGUUCUAGAUGAGAUAUGUGAAUCCUCGAAAUCCUGUGAAAUAGAUCCUGUUAAGUUGAAAGAGGGAGAUAAUGUAGAAAAUAAUAAGGAGAAUCUGCACUACUAUGUGGACAAAGUAUUCAAUACAAUUGUAGGAUCAAGUGUGAGCUGCCCCACUGUGAUGUGUGAUAUCUUUUAUUCUCUGAGGCAAAUGGCUACUAAGAGAUUUCCCAAUAACCCCCAUGUUCAGUACUCUGCAGUGACCAGCUUUGUGUUUCUCCGUUUCUUUGCUGUAGCGAUACUGUCACCUCAUACUUUUCAUUUGCGACCUCAUUAUCCAGAUACACAGACAAUUAGGACAUUAACUCUUAUCUCAAAAACCAUACAGACUUUGGGAAACUGGGAAAGUCUAUCCAGAAGAAAGUCUCGGUCCAAAAAAUCAGUCAUGUGUGAAUUUCUCAAAAUGUUUCAAGAGGAGAGAUAUUUUACAGACGUGAAAAAGUUCUUAGAUGAAAUUUCGUCUACGGGAACUAAAGAGUCCAGUGGUACGAGUGAGCCUGUGCAUCUGAAAGAAGGUGAGAUGUAUAAAAGGGCUCAAGGAAGAACCCGUAUUGGAAAAAAGAAUUUCAAGAAACGGUGGUUCUGCUUGACAAGCAGAGAGCUCACCUACCACAAACAGCCAGGCAAAGAUGCAAUUUACACUAUUCCAGUAAAAAACAUUCUUGCUGUGGAAAAACUAGAAGAAAGUUCUUUCAACAAGAAAAAUAUGUUCCAAGUGAUCCAUACAGAGAAAACACUCUACGUCCAAGCAAAUAACUGUGUGGAGGCUAACGAGUGGAUAGAUGUGCUGUGCAGGGUGAGCAGAUGCAACCACAACAGACUCAGUUCUUUCCAUCCUUCAGCAUAUCUCAAUGGGAACUGGCUCUGCUGCCAGGAGACAAGUGAAACUACACCAGGCUGCAAGCCAUGUACCGCAGGUAUUCCUGCAGACAUCCAGAUAGAUAUUGAUGAAGACAGAGAAACAGAAAGAAUUUAUUCCCUUUUUACCCUCAGUUUACUUAAGCUGCAGAAAAUGGAAGAGGCUUGUGGAACUAUAGCAGUCUAUCAGGGGCCUCAGAAAGAGCCUGAUUAUUGUAACUUCACAAUUGAGGAUUCUGUUACGACCUUUAAGACAAUUCAGCAAAUAAAAAGCAUCAUAGAGAAGCUAGAUGAGCCUCACGAGAAAUACAGAAAGAAAAGAUCAAGUAGUGCAAAAUACGGAAGCAAGGAAAAUCCAAUUGUUGGGAAAAUAUCAUAGUUCGACCAGCUAAUGGAAAACUGGAAAAUACUCUUUUUCAUGGAGUUUUUAAUUCACCCAAUUGUGUUCAUAGUAUGUAAGAGCAGACAUUUGCUUUGAUGAUACCUGCUUUCACAUUGUAUUUAAUAUUUAAUGGUUGAAAUUAACUGUUUGGGAAUUCUGAUAUCCAUGAGUUUAUUACUAGAGAAUUUGAAACCCAGGGCUUCCUUCAAAUUCAUGCAUCCAAAUCCAUAUCAUUGCAACUUCUUUUUGAUAGAAUCUUUCUAAGGAAGGUUCCUAAGAAGCUUUGUAAUAAAGGGAGCACUUCAGAGUAAGAAAGCGUCUCUGCUUGUAGCACCCUGUUGUGUGGACUCAUUUUCACUACCAUUAGUGCCUGCUCUGUACUGCCAACACUGCAUUUUACUAGAAAAUCCCAGUCCAUUGUCAAUUCAGAAUUUUUCAUUGAGUUCAUCUGGACCUUCCAUCUCCAAAAAGAAAAAGAAGAAAAAACAAAACCUUUUUUUCCUGUGUUGUGUUAGAUGUUACAGGUUAUAGAGACAGAGAUGAAGACCUCAUAACUACCUUGAAAGUUGGUGGAUGUUUUGCCUUGUCACAGGUGUAAGAGUACGCAGAUAGAUAUCAGGGAAUAUGUGCUCCUGUGUGCACCAUGUUUACAUUUGGAAUGAGUGAUGGCACAUGAAUAAAAUGAGACCACUAAAAUGUUUUUCAUUGUUUUAAAUAUCAGGUACUUGUUUUCUUAAUUUGAGAAUCAGUUUAGAAUUACUCCUGAAUGCAUCUCUUCCCAACCAGAAGAGAAUAGUGAAGGUGGUGAGAAAGUCCCUGGACCUUGCCUGCUGUUUCAUGUCAUAGGAAGGGUGUGUGAGGAUGCCCUCCAUGUAGUGUUAGGUCCUGCUCUGACUCGAGAACAGUCACUUGGCGCACUUUAAUAAUCUGGCACAUUCCAGAUUGUAGUUUAGAUACUCCAUGGUAUCUAUCUUUUAUGAUCAGUUGAAUGAUCAGUGUUUAAGCCUAGAACAGUGCUUUCCUGAAAAUGUUUGUAUUUUAUUGCUGUUUCCUCAUUGCCUGCUAGCCGAAUGGAAUUAGGGUCAGCAACUGCUGAAAUCCUGUUUUUCCUUGCUCUGCGUGGGUCCUAAAAACCCUAACUGUAAAUAAGCAAUUGAAGCAAGUGCCACGCUGGAGAGCAGCGAUGCACUUGGCUUCGUCAGUAUUAAACCAUGGUACUUACUUGUCUUUUUUAAUUCAGAACAUUUUCUAAGUGUGGUACUUUGAACCUUGGGGUAUUUACACAUGUUCCUGUUGAAAACUGUGACUUAUUGGUGUAAGU